Messenger RNA from Struthio camelus australis, 1730 nucleotides. The record is from RefSeq and is a predicted model, not a curated record. NCBI's taxonomy places the organism in Eukaryota, Metazoa, Chordata, Aves, Struthioniformes, Struthionidae.
CCCAUCCCGUCUCAUCUGAUCCCCACAGAUGGAGCAGAUCAAGCGUGCCAACCGCCUCUACACCUCUGACACCAUCUUCCUCAAGCCGACACUCCUCAUCCCCAGGCGGCUCGGCCCCGAGGAGGAGGAAAAGGAGGAGGAGGAGGAAGGAGAUGCGGGCCCAGGGGCCGUCCUGGUCAGCCCCGCCACAUCCCGCCAUGAGCUCUCGGCUGCCGAUUUCCUCCGGCAGAUCGACGCUGAGAUCUGCCUCUCCAAGGCUGCAGCGACCCGCCGGCUCUGCGAGAGCAACACAAGAUGUGGAGCAACGUUCCAGGUGCCUGAGGGAGAUGGUGGAAGAAAGGGGACUGCCCUAAGAAGGUGCGUGUCAGAGCUUGGCGUGACACCCAAAGGCUGGUGGUGGGGAUGGGCGAGCGGAGCAGGUAAAGGUGCUGAAGCAUGGUCUGGCAGUCGAAGGAGCAUUGUCACAGCUGGGAGCUCUGUGGAGACCUGUGGCUGGCCAUGGAGGAUGGGCUCUGACUUGCAGUGUGGACACAGCUAAGUCCUGGGGCUGCCAUUGUAUGUGAGCAGGGCUGGGAGGUGGAAGGUGGUUGUCCCCUAGGUGCUUACUGGUAUCACUGGCUCUGGAUGUUGGCCCAUGGAGCUGAGGGACCAAAAAUAUUAAUUAUAAUGGACAUGAAUUAGUGUGUGUGGUGUUUCAGGUAGGUUCAGUGGAAGUGCAGCUUAGUGCAGUCCUGUGGAGCAAUUCUUGCACGUGCUCACAUUUGAAUGGUGGUUAAAACCAAGCUUAUAAACAGCAACUGUAGCUUGAUUCUGGUGUGUGUCUUCCUGUUCAGCUGUGCUUCUAAAUGAAGGGGAAACUUCUUAAGCUGUGGGCAAAACUCCUUGGCUUCUCUUUACUGUUCUCAUGCUUAUGUGUGCUUUGGGUUUCUUGCUUAAAGCUGAGGGUUAGGAGUUUUCACUUAAGGUUUAUUGUUUAGUUUGUUGUUGAGGGUCUCUCACUCAGGUUAUGGUUUAUUACUUUAUUUUGUGCGGCUCAGUCUUUAUCAUGCAGCAUUUACAGUUUGCUGACUUAGGGAUCAGGAUGCAGGAUUUAAAAUCCAAGCUCAUCCAUAAAUUUUGAAGUCUCGGCAACCAUUUGGGUUCCAAAUUUGCAGUUUGUCACUUAGCAUUCAGGGCUUAUGCCUCACUGAUAAAUGACAGGGGCUAAAUCCUUAGAUAAUAAAGUGUAAGCCCUGAAGCCUAAGCAGCAGGCUGUGAACUCUUCUUUGGGGUUUGUAACCUUCCCCUGUCCCCAGCGUUCAGCUCUGUGCACUGACCCAACAUCAGCAUUUGAUAUGGUGCAGGCCCAUCACACUGAGAGUGGCGAUGUGACAGGUGAGCUGAGAGCUGUGGAAGUGUCUUGCAGAGCUGUAGUUUGGGGUAGGGCAGAAGUGCAGACAGGCAAGAUCAGAGAUUAGACAUUUUCCUCUCACCUGUCAGAGCUGAAUCUUAUCCCUGGAGGAAAAAGCAGAGGGGGUGGGCUGUCGGCUACUCAGACACCUGCCACAUCAAGGGCAGCAGCAGGAGCUGACCCUUCUCCAACAGACUGACAAAUGCUGGUGUGGUGACGACUCUUCAGGUGUCACGGGGUAAGGGGAAGCAUGCUGGCACUGAGCUCCAUGGCAGACUCACUCGCAGUUGUUGCUUCUGUGUAGUAAAACAAUAAACAGUUGCUUUAUCCUUUGCACUCA